GAGCAGAGGGAGGGGGCUCAUUUCUGGGCGAGCGAGUUGAGGAAGGUUUGUUCUCCGAGCUCCAGACAGCAGUAAAGCGAUAAAAUGAUCAUCGUCAUUGAAGAUCAGGAUGGCUUUGACAAAGCUCUCGCUGAGGCAGGUGACAAGCUUGUAGUGGUUGAUUUUACAGCCACGUGGUGUGGGCCUUGUCAGAGCAUCGCACCUUUUUACAAGGGCCUGUCUGAAAAUCCUUCCUAUGCUAAUGUGGUCUUCCUCAAAGUGGACGUAGAUGAUGCACAGGAUGUAGCCCAGUCUUGUGACAUUAAAUGUAUGCCAACAUUCCACUUCUACAAGAGCGGGAAGAAGCUGGAAGAUUUCUCUGGGUCCAACAAGACUAAACUGGAAGAGAUUGUGAACCAACACAAAGGCUAAGCCUGAUAUGACCCACUCAUAAAUGUUUCCUGUGCAGCCUAAGCUCCAAUUUU
Molecule: messenger RNA, 464 nt
Organism: Sinocyclocheilus anshuiensis
Lineage: Eukaryota; Metazoa; Chordata; Actinopteri; Cypriniformes; Cyprinidae
Product: thioredoxin-like
Exons: 5
Coding region: 85-411 (108 amino acids)
Molecular function (GO): protein-disulfide reductase activity
Source: RefSeq, a predicted model, not a curated record